AUGAUCCUAAGAAUAGUCGGUCGACAUGUCCGCGCUCCCCGAAGCCGGCAGUCCGCCGUCAUACUCCGCCCUAUGUCAUCACCGCCGUCAGCCCAUAUCGAGCGCGAGCACCAAACUCUCCUCCUCCCAACCGGUCACCAAGUCGCGUGGGCGGAGUACGGGCCGUCAGACGGACUACCUCUAUUCGCAUUUCAUGGCUUCCCGUCGUCGCGCUUCGAAUUUGGCGCAAUGGCCAAGGUCGCGGAGAAGAAAGGCAUCAGGUUGAUCUGCCCCGAUCGACCAGGCUUUGGACUCUCUGCCCUACGGUCCGUACCGACCGCUCAAAACCCUCAGAGUCAGAUGGAACUUCCCCGUAUCGUCGACUACCCCAAUACUGUACUGGCCCUCGCCGAUCACCUAUCCCUCCCUCGCUUCGCCGUCGCAGGCUUCUCAGGCGGCGGACCUUUCGCUGUCGCCUGCGCCGCCAGUCUACCCACGGACCGCUUGGUCUCGGCGGGAAUCGUAGCAUCCGGCGGUCCCUGGAUCGACUCUCGCCAAUCCCCUUCUGUCAACACCUCCAUUCCCUCAGACGACACCAUCAAUGCCGCAGACUUACAGCGCCACGUGAUGUGGAUACCCUACCUCUUCUCCUCGGCGGUCUAUCGCGCGCCGGCGGUGACGAGCUGGGUCCUUGGCUUUCUGGUCGGCGGAAUCAAGCGACUGCUUCAAAGCCACGCUGUCCAGAGGCGGGCGGAGUCCUGGAUGCUGGAUCAGUGGAAGAAGGCAAACAAAGGGGAGUCGGACGCGGAGGAAAGGGAGCGGAUCGGAAAGGCGAGGGAGAUGGUCACGCGUACCAUUCUGGAGGCGUUCAGACAAGGGGCCGAUGGGGCGGUACACGAGGCGAGGUUGCUCUCGUCCGACUGGGGCAUCGACUUUGGAGGGAUCAAGGAGAGCGUCGGCCUCAGGAUCUGGCAUGGAUCAAAGGACGCCAAUGCACCCAUCAAUCAAAUUAGGUAUCUCGCCCAGAGGAUCCCGGGCGCGGUACUCACGGAGUAUGAUCAGAACCACUUUGGAGUUGGCGCUCAUAUCGAGGAGAUCUUGGAGGAGCUUACGGGCCCGUUGAGGGAACAGGAGCAAGGAUCCGAUACGUAUGAUCGCGGGAUCAUAAUCGAAUGA
Molecule: messenger RNA, 1155 nt
Organism: Dioszegia hungarica
Lineage: Eukaryota; Fungi; Basidiomycota; Tremellomycetes; Tremellales; Bulleribasidiaceae
Product: Alpha/Beta hydrolase protein
Exons: 3
Coding region: 1-1155 (384 amino acids)
Source: RefSeq, a predicted model, not a curated record